Molecule: messenger RNA, 1473 nt
Organism: Capronia coronata CBS 617.96
Lineage: Eukaryota; Fungi; Ascomycota; Eurotiomycetes; Chaetothyriales; Herpotrichiellaceae
Exons: 1
Coding region: 1-1473 (490 amino acids)
Source: RefSeq, a predicted model, not a curated record
AUGCCGACCUCACGCCCCCAAGCCGACCUCUCUCCCUCAGCUGCGGCAUUCAUUCCCUCCACCUCCAACCCUGUAGCGUCGGGAUCUGUACGAAGGAACCUGUUCUCAGCGCAUCUGUCAAGACGGCCAGCAUCUUCUUCACGACCUCAUUCGCAGAACAGCUCCCAAAGCCAGUCCAAUCCGCAACCAGCCGCGCCACGAACGACUCGAGACCGACAACAACAACAGCAACAGCAACAUAUCCCGAUCCAGACUCACGCCCAUGCACGUAACUACGACGACCAACACCAGCACCAGCAUCCACAUGCCCUUCCCCAAGUACGAACGCACCAGCGGUCCGUCUCGACUCCCUCGCUGUCCCCAUCUCCCCCGCGACUGUCACCGUCGAGCCAUGUCUCUCCUGAACCGGCGGCGUUCAUGUCUGGCUACCACCAGCACCAGUCGCCGCCAUAUCCGCAACUACAGACUCAACAACAGCAUCACGCCCUCCCGCCCUCGGCGAGCCACCGGGCAUUCUUGACCGAGGGCUACGAUCCGACCAUUUCACCCAACCGGCCUCUCAGCCCGCGAUCCUCUGCGACACUGUUCCCGAACUCGUCGAUCAUAGCCCUGAACCCGGUCACGGGCAGACCAGUCUUACAUCGAAUCCCCAAACUCCCUGGACGACUGCGGCUCUCUGACUCGGACGACGGGCAAGAUGCAGGCGAAGACGAAGACGAAGACUUAGACCUCGACGACGCAGACCAUUACAUCGACGAAGACGAGGCCGUCGCACAGGCGUAUCGACGAGGACGCCGAGCCGAUCCCGUCGCAUGGAGACAUAAUACGUACGGCCACGCUUCUUCGGUUGCUGCCGCUGCUGCUGGAAAUGACCGAGACCACGUCCAAGCGGCCGCCGCCGUGACUGCCGAAGCAGACGCAGAGGCCGAUGAAGAACGUCGCGACCGCGAGCGCAUCGAGAGGUUACUGAGGGAGAUGAUGGCCAGACAACGCGCCCGCGCGCAGAGCAAGAGUACCUCCGUCCCCACCGGUCCCGGUGGCGACGCGACUUCCUCGCGCGGCAGUCAGUUGAAUUUGAAUUCUAAUUCUCAUUCUCAUUUAAGAGGAGGACGGCGCAGGAGGAGAGACAUGGGUACGAAUCAUGAUAAUAAUCGACUACAGAUGCAGCGGGGGCAAGAUACGGGAAUGGACCACGCCGUCGAAUCGAUCGAUUACUUCGACGUCGACCAUGAUCAUGACCAUGACCAUGAUGACAACGACAGCAGCAGCAACAACAACGCUAACAUUGGCCCCAGCUACGGCGAGAGACGGCGAGAUUCCGAAGCCGAAGCCGAGCGCGAAGAACUCAUGGGGUUGAUCGUGGGCAGUCUACGACGAGAAAUCGCCCGAGCGGAUGAAGAGGCCUGGAUGUUUGGCGAACAAUCGACAAUGGGCGCUGGAGCCGGGAGGGUCGAGAUCGGAGUCUACGACUGA